This is a messenger RNA of Xylona heveae TC161, 234 nucleotides long. RefSeq lists its product as hypothetical. The transcript is spliced from 2 exons. NCBI's taxonomy places the organism in Eukaryota, Fungi, Ascomycota, Xylonomycetes, Xylonales, Xylonaceae. The record is from RefSeq and is a predicted model, not a curated record. The coding region runs from base 1 to 234 and encodes 77 amino acids.
AUGCCGAUUCCGUCAUCAUUAAGGUGCAUUGACAAGAAGCAAGAUGCCGUCGUCGAAGACGCGCGAGUCGCCGUCACAGGACUCUCAAAACCGCUGAGUGCAACGACACUGGCACAGCUUACAUCGUCCGCGGAGGCCUGCAAGGACAAGCGGAAGGAGAAAGCUGAAGCUUCUCUUGACGAAGCUCUUAGAGCUCAUUUGAAGAACAACCCAGACUCGAUCAACAAGAAGUGA